Messenger RNA from Melitaea cinxia (Glanville fritillary), 1345 nucleotides. Its product is annotated as collagen and calcium-binding EGF domain-containing protein 1-like. Bases 18 to 1331 code for a protein of 437 amino acids. Lineage: Eukaryota; Metazoa; Arthropoda; Insecta; Lepidoptera; Nymphalidae. Gene Ontology annotation, molecular function: calcium ion binding. The record is from RefSeq and is a predicted model, not a curated record. The transcript is spliced from 9 exons.
CCGCGGGUACCGCAGUCAUGAUGCGCGCGUCGCUCGGUCGCGCGGCCUGUGCUUUACUCUUCCUCUCUCCUGUCACCCUAGUACUCUGUCGUCAAGACAAUACAGGGUAUUUUGCUGAAGAUGGUUACCGUGACGACGCCAUAGAUGUGGUAGACACCGACACAGUAUGCCCUACGGACAAGCUGCUGCGCACGCGUGAAACUUGCAAAGUGGACGGGGUCGACGUGCAAUGCAUACGGUUGCACUGCUGUGAAGACUACAACUAUAUUGCUGGACGCUGUAUACCAAAGUCAGUGGAACCGUGCAGUUUACACUUAUGUGAGCAAGCUUGCGAGGUCCGCGAACAGCGGAUGUGGUGUUUCUGCUAUCCAGGGUUCAGGUUUGACGCAGACAGCUACAGGAGGAAGACACAGCCAUAUUGUAUAGACGUCGAUGAAUGUACCGCCAACAACGGGGGUUGCGAACAGCGUUGCGUCAACGAUCCGGGCGGGUACCACUGUGAAUGUAAACCACCAUACACCGUUGGAAGUGACGGUAGAACAUGCACGCGCGCGGUGGCUAUCCCUAUUAAGGAGCCCUUGCCACUAGUACGCGCGUCGUCCCGAUGUUACGCACCUUGCGACACUGUGUCGUGGCUUUCAAGGAAAGUAAAGCACCUGAACGAUCAAUUGCAUACAACACAAGCAGCAUUAAAAAAGUUACUCGAGAACCCUGUUUUAAAAGGAGAAGAUACGGAUCGUUUUUCGGAUGGUACUUACACCCAUAGGGUACUGGAUGCUACGGCGCCGUUAGAGGGCGGCUACUGCAGAUGUGAAAGAGGCCCGAGAGGUCCUCCCGGUCCGCCUGGCAUGGAAGGGCCGAAAGGUGAUGUCGGUCCACGUGGGCCGCGCGGUGCUCGCGGUCCAAAGGGUUCACUCGAUCUCAUGCUGUUACUGUUAGCAGACAUAAGGCACGAUAUACAUAACCUAGAGGAGAGAGUAUAUAAAGAUGGCGAAAGGCCAGAACGCUUCAACCUGCAGAAAGCGUGGCGGCGACAGCGUAAGCAGGAGCAAUUGGAAAAAGAGAGUAAAAUCGAACAAGAACUAGAAGCGUUCACCGCGCCUGCCAUGGUCGGCGCCGGGCCCGUGGAGAUAUCUCCUCGUGGUUUAAACGGUGAACUAAUUCGCGAGUCGGAAACAACGACUGAUUGGACUCUAGUCAAAGGUACAGACCCUGAAGACCUCACUGACAUGGAUGAGAAGCUGCGUCAGUUACGUCUGCUGGCGAACGCGACGAGCUCUGGAGACGAUGAGGAAGAUGUUGACACUGACUAUGAUUAUAGCUUCUACUAGGAUCAUAUAACUUA